UUUCCAUCGACAGGAAAUGACGAAGGAAAAGAUGUUCAGAUCCUUGUUUCUCCUUCCAGUUUUUCUCCUGCUGUUCACUGUUUUCAUAGCUGGCGCACAAGGUAAUAGGUCGCUUUCAGACAAUGCAGUUGACGAAUUAUUCUUGCUCGCAAAUGUUGCUUAUUCCAUUAUUCCCGGAGUAAUUAUUAUUGUUCCGUUUAAAACAGUACGAUUUCUUGACCAAUUUCAGAAACAGUAAACCCUUUCGGCAAACUUUAGCUUUCCCCGGGUUAACGAAAAUUUCUGGACUCGGGCAACUGAUUUAAACUAAGAUUAUGUUAAACUAUAUGACGAUAAUCCGUGAUUAGAUUAUGGUCACACUUUGCCACUUUUCACGACACUUUUAAAGGGACGGUCCACAGGAAAAGCGAUAGGGGAUAAGUAUGCACGAUAUUUUUUUUGUGUUGACCAAUAUGACGAUAAUCCGUGAUUAGAUUAUAUAUGGUCAACUUUUGAACUACAGCUGGGUGAAGUCUUACUCAGUUUAAUUGUUCGUGAAUUAAAAUUUUCUUUAACUGACUGUUCAAUACCGAAUAAAAAAUUUUCCCCAAAAGGAAGAUGUUAGGAUCGGGAGAGUGUAACAGCCACUCAUUCAUGAUCGUUUCUCAAGGAAAUCGUUAUUCCAUUAUUCCUACCCCAAAAAGGUGAUUCAGUUAUUCUGUUAUUCUACCUAAAAGUAAACCAAGAUGCACCCACUUUUGAAUUGGCGAUUUUCCAUUAUAAAUAAUGCGAUCACGCUUCAAAUGAAUUUUGAAUUUUUCAACUCUACGAAACCUACGCUGUCAGUUGUCAUUCAAUGGUUUGUUCGCGUAGGUCGUAUCUCGGAUAAAUAGGCUCUUGCAGCAAGGUCGACCGAAAACUAUCUAAUGAACCGCAGUUUUUUUGUGAUAAUGCAUUUCUGAUCAAUUUGAAAAUCGAAUUUUUCACAGUUUUCGAUGAAGGAACGCCUUAAGUUCCCUUUACUUUGUGGACUUUGCACUGACUCCUCCGUUCCACCAACCUUGUCGAACAAUUCAUGACAUGGUGUAAAGGGUAAGAACAAUGUGCCUUGCAAUCCAGUAAAAUGUAGAGAUCUUAUCUUCAAAAGGAAAGGCAGGAGCUUUCUAUAUAACCCCGCAUCUGACAUUCCUAAAUGUAGUAGUCUUGUUCUACUGGCCCCGGUUGUUCAAACGUUGGAUAGCGCUAUCCACCGGAUAAAUCACUGCUACGUUUAAGUGGUUUUGAACUAUAUUCUCGUUGGGUGCCCCUGAAAUUGAAACAGGGUAAGAAAUAAAAUGGCCCUUAUGACGUCUAUUUAGCAAAGUCUGUAUAAUAUUAAGAUCAGGUUCACAUGCUAAACCAUAGAUAAAAUGCGGCAAAACUAGGAAAGUGAACAAGUCACCUAUUUCGGCUUGUGAAUAAGGGUCCUAAGAACAUGUAGGACAUUUGUUAGCUUUAAUUAAUUUAUGAUUACCAUGCGCCCUAAACUUGCAAUCACUCUCUGGAACGUAACAACCAGGCCCCGGUUGUUCAAACGUCGGAUAGCGCUAUCCACCGGAUAAAUCACUAUCCAGCGGAUAGCGUAUUGUUGAACGUAUUUUAGUAUUUGAAUGGUACUUAUAGGGAUAUUUUCAUCCCCUGAAAAUUUUUCAUCUGUUCGGAUUUCCUAGCUGAAAGUCUAGUGAUGCGAAAAUUAUAGGGAUCAAAACUUACCUUUUCGAAAAUUUCAGCCAGAAAAAAGGCUCCCGAAAAUUCUAGGUGACCUUUUUAGGGUAAAAAUCCGUUUAAAAUGGGCAAUUAUACCUUUUUUUAGAUGUUCGAAAAUCCUAGGAGAGGCAAGCAAGCAAGAAAUUUUACAACAAAUGUUCCGAAAAUUCUAGAUCUCAAAUCAUCUUACGAAGAGAUAUUCUCCAAAAAUUGUCGUUGGGUGCCCCCGCAAUUUAGGAUCACUUAGAGAAGUAAGUCUGUCCCUAAAGGUCCCAAAGGAGUCCUCACGUUUGAGUCCCUAAAUAGACAAAAUUUUUCCUAAUAGUCCAACUGUUCCCAACAACGCCGCUUUCUGGAUCACUUCAAGUCUGAUGGUAACUUUAAGCUUUCCCGUGUAUUUCCCAAACAUAACGUAUACAGCUCUCAAUGCCUCAACACAAUUGGCCCAACCGUCACUUUCUUCAUCUUCCACAACUUUACUAUUUCUUCUCGAAGAAAUUGGUACUUCUCUAUUUUCUCCAGUUCUUUGUCUUUUACUCGUGCAUCUCCAGGGAUAGCGAUCUUUAUGAUCUUAGCCACUUUUGCCUGCUUAUCAACAAGGAUGAUGUUUGGCCUUCUAGCUUCAACCAUCCUAUCACACUGUACACUGAAAUCCCACAGAACUUGUAUUUUCUACCACUUGCUCUGGAGUGUGUUUGUACCCGGGGGGUACUCCCUUACAAGAGCCUAAUGGGGAUGUGCCGCUGGGUGGGGUCGCAUUUUCACGACUGGAGUGACUAUAAUGGGGUCGCAUUUUCAAUAGAGUUACUAGAAUGGGGUCGCAAAUUCUCGAAUUUUGGGGGUAAGUAGGGAAUCAAAAUGGGAAGAUUCUCAGUUAAAAAGAUCAGAAAGUUGUUUAUUAAAUUGAACAAUAAGCUUGCAUUGACCGCAUUGCAUUCCGUUCUUGAAACCACAACUUAAAUAUUAACCAGUUACUCAAUAGCACAAAACCACGGGUCCAGAACAAAGUCCACCGAAACAUCAGUGCUACGGCAUUUACUUUUCUACUGGAUUGUUAUCGUCCAUCGAAGAUAAUACAACGUGGAUCUUCUUUUGUAUUAGCGAGCGUUUGAUCUCUUUUGCUUGGGACUUGUCUGCUUUGAAUGUGACAUUUACAGGAACAUUUAUACCACCUCCAAUACGCCAGCGACCUUUGACAUCAUCAUACGGCUCUCCGGUAACAACGCUAUCAGGUAAGACAUAUCGAAGUAUAAUUAAUCCCUAGUUUUAUUGGUUAUUACGCUAAAGAGGAUUGGCAAGGAAGAUGCAUAAAUAGAAAGUGAUUAAGUUGGGAUCGCAAAAAUUACAUUUUCCAAAAAGUGACUAAGAUGGGGUCUAUAAUUGGCCAAAAAAUAGACUAAAAUGGGGUGGGGGCUCUGAGAGGCCAGCGGCACAUACCCAGAAAACAUUAACCCAAGUACCCCCCCCGGGGUUUGUACCACUGAUCUGCCCAUUCCAGUUCGGCCUUCCCACACAUACCGCGCCACGCUGUCAUGUCGCCUCUUGUAAUCAAACAUUGGGCUAACAUGCUGCAUUCACUUUCUCUCUGCACAUCCUACACAUAG
This is a messenger RNA of Porites lobata, 3329 nucleotides long. The record is from the annotation of a GenBank genome assembly. NCBI's taxonomy places the organism in Eukaryota, Metazoa, Cnidaria, Anthozoa, Scleractinia, Poritidae.